AUGAGUACUGCAUAAUUAGAAUAAAUUAGAUUAAAUGCUGUAUAACAAAUAGAUGAAGGUAUAUUCAUUAAAAUUAUUAUAAAUAGGCAAAAAACUAUAUAUGGGAGGCAAAACAUAUGAAAUAAAAAAAAAAGGAUUUGAUUUUAUGAAAUAAGGAUGUAUAGACCUUCUCCAAUAUACUAAAGCAGAAACUAAUAAAAAAUAUUAAAAUUUAGCUAAAGAGAAGUUGUCUAUGUAUUUACAAGAGCUUGAAUAAAUGAAACAAUAUUUAUCUACUUUUGAAAAACAUCAAAUAGAGCAAUAGAAUAAAAUUUAAGAGUAAUAAUAAGAAAAUUAAAGUUUAAAUAGUAAUAAUUAUUUUUAAAUUAGUUGAAAAUUAAGUCUUGAAAAUCAAUUUAGACAAUAUUAUACUAAAAGAAAAACCAAAUGUCUUAUGGGAAGAUAUAGCUGGAUUAGAAUAGGCCAAAUAAUCUUUGAAAGAAGCUGUUAUCAUGCCAAUAUAAUUUCCAAAUCUAUUUUUAGGAGCUCGAAAACCUUGGACUGGUAUCUUAUUAUAUGGAGUAUUAAUUGAUAAUUUUAAUUUUAGCCUCCAGGUACAGGUAAAACAUAUUUAGCUAAAGCUUGUGCAACAGAAUGCAAUGGAACUUUUCUUAGUGUUUCAAGUGCAGAUUUAAUAUCAAAAUAUACUGGUGAAUCAGAAAAAUCCAUUAAAUAACUAUUUUAAUUAGCAAGAGAGAAAAAACCUACUAUAAUUUUUAUUGAUGAAAUUGAUUCUUUAGCUAGUAAUAGAGAAAGUUCUGGAUCUUCAGAUAAUCUUAAAGGUGUUAAAAAUUAACUCUUAAUUGAAUUCUCAGGAAUUGGAUCAGAUAAUGAUUCAGUAUUAGUUUUAGGUGCAACCAAUUUACCUUGGGGUAUAGAUUUAGCUGUAAGAAGAAGAUUUGAAAAACGAAUAUAUAUUCCUCUUCCAGAUUAUGAAGGAAGAUUACAUUUACUUUAAAAUUAACUUAAAAAAACACCUAAUAAUCUAACUUUAGAUUAGAUUAAAGAUCUUGCUAAAAAAUUGGAAGGAUAUUCAGGAUCUGAUAUCAAUACUCUUAUUAGAGAUGCAUCUUAUGAAUAAUUAAGAGUAGUUUAAAAAGCAACUCAUUUCAAAAAAGUAUAAACUUAAAAUUAAAUUAAAUAUACUGCUUGUUCUUAAUCUGAUCCAAUGGCUGAAAAAAUUAAAUUAACAGAUUUAUCAAAUUAAUAAUUAUUGGUACCUGAAAUGAUUUAUGUAAAUCUUUACAUAUAAAUAUUAGAAUGACUUUUUGGCUGUACUUCCUAAAUGCAAACCUAGUGUUUCAUAAGAUAACUUAAAAUAGUAUGAAAAUUGGACUCAAUAAUUUGGAUAACAAGGAUGA
Molecule: messenger RNA, 1400 nt
Organism: Paramecium pentaurelia
Lineage: Eukaryota; Ciliophora; Oligohymenophorea; Peniculida; Parameciidae
Source: the annotation of a GenBank genome assembly